This is a messenger RNA of Mycena citricolor, 4732 nucleotides long. The record is from the annotation of a GenBank genome assembly. Lineage: Eukaryota; Fungi; Basidiomycota; Agaricomycetes; Agaricales; Mycenaceae.
AACCCACCUGGCACCUGCCUUCACCAACGACCGCCGCCAUGCCUCCGGACGAAGCCACGCUCAGCACCAGCCUCGACACGGUGCGAUCUAUUCACACCCGGUUCCCGCCGUCCCCCUCGCGCUCACGCCCCCCGAACCGCUCGCGCUCACCAUCGCCGUCGCUCCCACCCAGCCCAUCGCUCUCGGCAGCCUCGGGCUCCUCUGUAUCGUCCUUCCCCUCCGUUGCCAGCUCGUUCUUCUUCAGCUCAGCGGCCGUGAGCCCAGGGCCUGCCCAUGCGGAGGAGGACGAGACGCUCAUCAUCCCGGAGCUCGUGCUGCCGCAACCGCAGCCACGGGUGCGGGUGUCAGCAUCCGAUGUCGUGGCUCGGCUGUUCGUGGUGGGAGACUACCGUGCCGUUGCGCGGAGCCUCAAUGGCCCCGAUGGCGGGGUGGAAGAUGGAGGAGUGGAUGAGGGCGGUUCGGGUGGUGUGCACAUCCUGCGAGUGCGCGUAGGUGAAGAUGUCGAAGACGAUUGGUCUCGGACCGGCGGCGACGGAACGCGAGACUCUCCCGGCCCCGCACACGUACCGAUGGUCGAGGUUUACGGUGUCGACUCUAUGCAUGAGCUCGACCUGGUCGCUCUAGAACACCGCAUCCUCGCGCCAUUCUAUGUCGUCUCGGAUAUUCUCGCCCCUCCCGUGCUGUCGGGCGACAAGUCCGUGCUGCAGGAUAUCCUCGCGGGCCCGUCGGUGCCGUUGUAUACAGCACUGAUCGUCACGUAUCCGGAGGGAGACUUACCUGCGCCUAUCGACCCACACGUUCCGCUCUCGUAUCUGAUCCCGUCGCUGUCUGCACACCGCCCGCCGAAUGAGGACAUCACCGGAUUCAUCCCCGCCACCCUACGAUCGCUGAUCCCCGUGGUACCUCUGGCCCUACCAUCUCCUUCGCCGCCAUCCUUACAGGAUUCCUCUGCCGUGCAGUCACCAUCUGUAGCCCACCAUCUCAUCCUUGAGCCGGAGGACUCGGUGCUUGGGGACGACCCGGAUGGUGACGUCAUCACUCGGACGACUCCCCAGUCGUCCGCGGUCCUUGCCCUAGAUCCACCGCGGGCGCUGCUGUCCCCUGCGACGCUGAGAUCGCUCAGAAGGGAAGCAGCCGGGCUAUUCUUGGCGUGGUGGAGACGGAUCGGGAGGCAAGCUGAGCCCUCCCCGGCCGAAGUGUCCCCGGUCCGUGCGAUACCUCCGGAUGAUGAUGCACUCGCGCUCAGCCUCACCGGGUCGGCGCAUUCCGGUAGUGCCCCACUCCCCUCCCCAGCGCACAUGAGACGGGGGACGAUCACCCGCCGCCGGCGCGUGAAGCUCACGCGGACGCCGUCCUCCUCACCCCCGACCUCGCCCGCGCACUUCGUGCCCAAGUCGUUCUACCCGCACGCGGAUCCGCUGCACCUGCCGUCGCUGUUUGCCCUCGCGCGAGGCGUGUGCGGCGCCUGGGCUGCGCAGGAAUGGAGCAACCUCGGCGUCGCGGUCUUCGCUGGGCUGGGCUUUGUCGCCGGCUUGUUCGUUGGUGUGUGGGCUGUGUCCGCUGGGGCGGCAACGGCAGCCCGACCGGGUAUCUCACCGCUCCGCUGAUUGAGAGACUUUUGCACCUCUACUUCCUCGCGCAUCCCUCGAGGACAUGGCUGAAAGCCGACUUUACGAUCUCACCCUUUCACGACUUUCAUAGAUUAUCGCUGCAUCUUUCAUUUCUGCCUUUUGUGUAUUAGCAAUCCCUGAGCAUUCAUCAUGUACAUUUCUAUUGCUGUCCGUAUCUUUGGAUCAUCAUCGGUUUUCUUCACGAGGUGUUUGCACUGCGAAUGAAUUGGGCGAUAGCACAAUCUUAUCUAAACAGCAGUGCCAGAGAUGAGUGACCAGUUUCGGUCAUGACCGCCCAACGGCUCAAAUAGGCAAUUGAUCCCGAACAUGAUGAGCGCGUCGUACUACGUUCAAGAUGGGGCCAAAUAAGCUGUGCUUGUGUGACAUCCGAAAAUCAAUGAGAGCCUAUUUCGACUUCGACCUUGAUCCUUUCCCUCGGGGGUGUCCACAGGUCCACUCUCAUCCUAUUUCAACGAAGAUUUGCAUGCUUCCGAGGAGUAAACAUCGUUUUUGGUCCUUUCAGUUCAUAUUGGGCCGAACUCCUGAUUGGUGCUGGAUCCACCUGGCCGUGCGGGCCCAGCCUCAUCACGUGUGCUCUGUCCUCCUCUCCCGCGUCGCACGUCAACAAUCUAACCAGUUCGGCUGCACAUAUUUCGUUGCGCAAGGAAAAAGGCCAGGGGCCCGAGUUUGCUGUCAUGAAAAACCCUUCCGACACAGGAGGGAUGUGGACCCUGCGCGACCGCAGGGCACGUGGUUGGCGACACCAACCUUCCAUCCGGGCCAGCGGUCAAAGCGUCACCCACCCACGAUCCCUACUCCCCCAGCCUUCGCGCCAUCACCCGUGCGUUCAUUUCCACGCAAGGCCCUGCGAUCUCGCAGUCCCCGUCAAUCUAAUCUGGGGUUCAUCCUUGACCCGUGCGGCGCACCCGGGCCCCGGGGAGUGCGUCCUGAGCGAGGGAACGCUCGCGCGAACCGUGAUUGCUAUCUCCACGCGUCCACGUUUCCGCUGUGUGUGUCGCCGGUCAGGUUUCUGCGGGUAAAGGUCUGAGAUCCCAACGCAACGUAAUCAAGAGAACGCGGUUUGUGGGUGCGGUACGCAUCGAUGGACGGUCUCUUGUGUGCGGUACGAAUCUUGUGGUGGGUCCAUGUUCCGACUUCGCAGCUGGCGAUCACAUUUGCGCGUAUCGAGCUCAGUGGGGUUGGGCUCCUCCCCCCCAGAAAGAGGGUAUGGCGUUUUUGGGGGCCAUCUGUAUCGGCGAAUUCUUGUCUCCGGGGUCGGCUGUCGCCGGGGAAUCCUGGCAGAGCAUGUGUGGGAGCGGGCGCUGGGGCGGUCUCGAACUGGGGCCGGGAGGCAGGCACAUACGGUAUGUCGCGCGGGCAUAGUCCGGAAGAACCGAGCCGGAAUGGAGCGGCGUAGCAGCUGAGUGGUUGCCACUGUCACAGUGCGAGCCAUAUCCGGAAAAAUGAUGCGUGCAUGCAGUCAGUCCUUCUCAGUGCACCCUUGGCUCAGCCGAGCCGGAUGACACCAAAUGAAGGUCAUUGCAGAUGGAAGGGGCCAACGGAGAUCCGUCGGGAAUUCAUCUGCUCGCGGCCAAUAGGCGUGAAGUGAAGCGCAGGGAGCGAGUGCGGUCUAAGCACACCCGCGAAGGGAUAAGCAGAGCCGCGAGAGAUUUCACGGACGUUUUGUCAAUGUCAUCCGAAGCGAGCGCGGCUGAUCGGCAUCACCUUGGCAGCGGUCAGUUCGACCGAGGGCCGUUGAAUCGAUUGAUGCGUUAUAGACAGUGAUGCUUUAGGGAAAGUAUACAGCGAGAAAAUAAACAUAAGCUAUAAGCCUACAACAUAGUGUGCACCCUCAAGUAAGUACUUACAGAUAAAUAGACGUACGUCACUCGAGUAAUAAAGUCUAGAUACAAAACAGUCAGCUGGCAUUUUCACCUCGACUGGGUGUUAUGUGUGUGCUUAGUGCGCGGCUUGAUCUUAUUGCGCUUCAGGCUCAACGGGCGCUCCUUCCCACGCAGCCGGGCGUACACCCCGCACGCAUUGCACACCUGCGCGCCCUCCUUGUUGCGCCGCCACACACUCGUCCGGCGCGUCCCACAGUGGCUGCACUUCGGCCCGGUGUACUCCGCGUCCGGGAUCUUGGCGAGCUCGUCAUCCUCGUCCGUGUCCCGGUCCGCGUCAAUCAGCUCCUGCGGCCGGAGCUUGUUGCGCUGCUGCAGGUACAGCCCGCACGCGUUGCACAGCGUGCGCUGUGUCGACGGCUCCCGGCGCCACAGCGGGGUCGACGUCGCGUGGCAGUGGAAGCACGACUUUUUCGGAUUCGGAUUCGGGCUCGGGUUCGAGCUGCUGCUGCUGCCGGGCAUGGCGCCGGCAGAGGUCGCAACGGGCGUUGCAGCACCCACGAGCGUCUGCGCCGACCGGUGCGGGAGGAUGGGCGACGGGAGCGGGUACGGCUUUGACUCUGGGGGCGAGGGCAGCCGGGGGAGCAGAUAUGACCCGCCGGGUGAGGAGGCCCCUGAGCUCGCGGAGGAUGAGUACGGGGAGGACGGCGAGUAGGCGUCGUAUGCGCCGAACUGCGAGCCCAUGCUCGCCGCCGAGGACGGCCCGCUCCACCCGCCCAUGUGCGAGUGCGAGUGCUGGUGCUGGUGCUGAUGCUGCACCGGGUCGGCCGACCACAGCGUCGGUUUCUGGCGGUAGGACGGGGGCGGGGCAUAGUGCCCGUGCGCAUGCGCAGACGGCAGCCCCGCAGGUGUCGCCCAUGCGUCCUGGUCAUACGAUAUGUCGGUCAGGUGGCCCACGCGGGAGCCCAAAUGCGGCGACGGGGGCUCGGGGUACAUGGGAAUCAGGCCGCUCAGAUCCAGCGUCGGCGUCGGGGCAGGCGAGAUGGGGGACGCGGAGUGGUCCCGGUGCAGCUGCGCGUGAAAAGCGGGCAUGGGGGACGGGGUGGGCGGGCCCAGCCGCGAAUGGCUCAUGCGCAUGGCGGACGAUGGGUGUUGGUGGUGAUGCUGAUGCUGAUGGUGCGGGCCAAUGUCAGAGAGCGGCGCAGCGCUUCCUGGCCGAUACAUGCCGGAGGCCGAUGUCGCAUACGGGUAUUCGCGCGACAGCGGACGAACAAGUUCUUC